AUGACACCUCUAAACCCGGGUGACGAGUCAGAUGGGAAGAAACUUGCACCCGUGAAGAAAAAUCCAGUUCAAAAUGACUACUUGGAAGAUCUCAAUUCAUCUCCAAACCCCCACCCCAGGCCACUUACUCCACCACUUCCGGAGGAUAAAGAUUCCAAACCUCAAGUCCUGUCAACUGCUUGUAGAUGGCGAUUAUCACUUUCAAAACGACCUGAGCAACAAUCUACCUUCCAACAAACCCAGUCUCCACUAUUCGAAUGUCUACCUACCGAAGUCCGACUUCUCAUCUGGGAACAUUAUCUCUGUAGCCGCAUGCUGCAUAUUAUUCGACCGAACCAGCGAAAAUGGAGAGGAUCCCACAAAAAAAUUGUCGGGGUUCUAUGCAGCGAACCUCGCAAUAUCUGUCCAUGCAGUCAUCAUUGUUGGGGACUUAUUGCUCGUCGGCCUGCAGGCAACUGCAUUACACCCAAGAACUACGGGUCCUAUUACCACGAGAACUCCGAGUGGAGACUUGAUCCGAGAAGAACUGAUUUUGUGCCGCUUUUACAAACGUGCCGAAGAGUCUACUUCGAGGCCAUUGAUAUGAUCUUUCAAAAGAACACUUUUCUCUUUAACCAUACAGAUACAAUCAUCGAUUUUUCGAAUACACUUCUACCACAGCGAAUGAAUCUGAUUCGCACUUUGCAGCUCGGUUUUCCCGAUCCUGGUGGCCCAAGUUGGAAUAGAUGUUGUCAGGUUCUCGCUACUAAGCUGCUUGGCCUAAAGACAUUGACCAUCCAUUUGUAUCCUCAUGUCACAAACCGUCUGGAUUAUUGGCUUAUGCCGCUGCAUCAGAUUCAACAACCCACCGUCUUCGAGGUUUUGUUGAUCAAGCCGUGGUAUCUGGAUCCGCAAUGGGAAAAGUCAACGGGGCUUGUUGAUGCGCCCUUUGAAUUUUCGAUUGUUGAUGUGCAGAGGCGCAGCUUCUUGAAAACUAUGGAUCAAACUAUGGAUGAAACUAUGGAUGAAACUAUGGAUGAUAACAGCCAUUUUUGA
This is a messenger RNA of Penicillium expansum, 1035 nucleotides long. RefSeq lists its product as uncharacterized. The coding region runs from base 1 to 1035 and encodes 344 amino acids. The record is from RefSeq and is a predicted model, not a curated record. NCBI's taxonomy places the organism in Eukaryota, Fungi, Ascomycota, Eurotiomycetes, Eurotiales, Aspergillaceae. The transcript has 2 exons.